GCGCGCAUCUAGAUCAGGGUCCGGUGGCGGGGUAUAAAACCCAGCCCUCGCUUAGAAUUAACCAUGACCAUGGGAAGAACAAAGAGCAGAAAAACUGCGCCUGUGCCGCACAAGACGAAGCUUAGGAAGGAUCCUGGGAUCCCCAAGCUGCCGGAUCUGAAGUUGAAGAAUGCGGAGAAGCAGAGGCUGCACGCGAACUCGCGUCCGCAUCCCAAGGAUCCGGACACGCUGAUGGCAGCGGAGCCCACCCUGUCUACCCUCGCGCAGAUGGCGGCAGAGACAGCGCCCGACACGCAAGAGGAAUCGUCCAUGUCGGCGCAGGCGCGCACGAAGGAGCAGAUGCGGCGCCAUUAUGUGCGCACGCUGCACAAGGUCAUUGACGAGAGCGACAUCAUCAUCCUUGUUCUUGACGCGCGCGAUCCGGAGGGGUGUAGGAGCCGGCUUGUCGAGGAGGAAGUACGCCGGCGCGAGUCCGAGGGCAAGAAGCUCGUCUUCGUGCUCAACAAAGUCGACCUCGUCCCCAAAGUCAACGCGCAGGCGUGGCUAAAGUACCUCCGCCACAGCACGCCAACCCUCCCUUUCCUCUCCUCGACGCAGAACCAGCGCAACAACCUCUCCUCCACCACCUCCCCCGCGCUCCUGAAGCUCCUCAAAGCGUACAAGCCCAAAUCCGGCUCCGUCACCAUCGGCGUCGUCGGCUACCCGAACGUCGGCAAGUCCUCCCUCAUCAACACGCUCAAGCGCUCGAAGGCGUGCGCCGUCGCCUCGCAGCCGGGCCACACCAAGGAGCUCCAGUCCGUGCAGCUCGAGCGCGGCAUCCGCAUCGUCGACUCGCCCGGGGUCGUGUUCGACGACGACGGGGCGGCCGCGGACGCGAAGAGCGCGCGCAAGGGGAGCGUGCUGCUGCGCAAUGUCGUGCGCGUGGACGACGUCGAGGACCCGAUCGCGGUGGUGGAGGAGAUCGUGGCGCGCACGGCGCCGGAGGCGCUGCAGCGGAUAUACAACCUGCCCGCGUUCGGGUCGACGCUGGAGUUCCUGACGAUGGUCGCGCUCAGCGCGGGGAAGCUGCUGAAGGGCGGGACGCCGGACAUCAACAACGCGGCGCGGCAAAUUUUGAACGACUGGAACCACCAGAAGAUCCCGUACUUUUCGACGCCGCCGGAGGUGCACACGUCGCAGAUACCAUCGCUCGUCCCCGGUACCAACGAGAUCGCUCCUGGCGCAGAGAACGUCGGCAACGCGGCGAUCGUCACCGAGUUCGCGAAGCCCUUCGCGCUCGAGGGGCUCUUCAACGCCGCCGACAACGGCGCAUUUGACGGAGAUGACAACGGCGCAUUCGACGGUGAUGCCAAGAUGGACGAGGACCAGGAGGUGUUCUACGACGCGGAGGAACUGCCCGUGGCUGAGGAGAUACCUGUUGUGCAAGACGACGACAUGAUCGACCCCGACCUCAGCACCACCUCCCUCAAACGUCCGCGCUCUCCGUCCCCCGAGCCCCUCCCACCAAACGCCGAGGUAGAAAUGCACGACCCCGACGACCUCCCUACCCGGCAGCCCAAGCGCCUGCGCAAGAAUCACGAUCUGCCUGAAUACGAGCAGGCGCAGGGCUCCGGCCACAACCCACCCAAUAAUCCGCACAACCAACUGGGCAGAAAUAAUCCCCUCAACCGGCGCUUCCUCAAGAAGGAGGCGAAGCGGGCGCGGAAGGUGCAGCGGCUCGUGGCGAAGGCGGCGGGGGAGAGCAUGGUGGUGGAUGAGGGGCUGGCGGCGACGUUUAUGACGGCGUAGUAGAUGUUUAUGGUGGCGCGGGCAGGGCUCCUUCGCUGAUCAUCGCACGAUACCUUCACGUUUUUUUUAUGUCCUCCUGCUCACGUUGAACUGGCUCUGAGCCCUCGAACGUGGACGCUUGCUCGGAACUUGCCGUAUAGCCGCUAACUUCCAAAUGCGGAAGUCAUUGUUCGUGCAUCUUACAACCCCGGUCAGGGAAAGGGUUUGUCGAACUCGUUCG
Messenger RNA from Schizophyllum commune H4-8, 2008 nucleotides. RefSeq names its product P-loop containing nucleoside triphosphate hydrolase protein. The record is from RefSeq and is a predicted model, not a curated record. NCBI's taxonomy places the organism in Eukaryota, Fungi, Basidiomycota, Agaricomycetes, Agaricales, Schizophyllaceae. Bases 64 to 1788 code for a protein of 574 amino acids. The transcript has 7 exons. Gene Ontology annotation, molecular function: GTP binding. Gene Ontology annotation, cellular component: nucleolus.